This is a messenger RNA of Drosophila serrata, 818 nucleotides long. It is a transcript of the gene ATPsynO, whose product is annotated as ATP synthase subunit O, mitochondrial. Gene Ontology annotation, biological process: proton motive force-driven ATP synthesis. The record is from RefSeq and is a predicted model, not a curated record. Gene Ontology annotation, molecular function: proton-transporting ATP synthase activity, rotational mechanism. NCBI's taxonomy places the organism in Eukaryota, Metazoa, Arthropoda, Insecta, Diptera, Drosophilidae.
AGGUAUCGAAGUGUAACGGAGCCCUGGUCACAGCUGCGAUUUUUAGCUGAAAAAUUCUCGGGAUAGACGAUGGCCUCCGUUAACAAAUUGGCAAUUUUGAGCCGCACCCUCAGCUCCGCCGCCGCCUCAGCUCCGGUGAAGCCCCCAGUGCAGGUGUUCGGCUUGGAGGGUCGCUAUGCCACCGCCUUGUAUUCGGCCGCCUCGAAACUGAGCCAGUUGGACCAAGUGGAGAAGGACCUGACUGCUUUACAGGCCACAAUCAAGGGCGACAAGAAGCUGCGCGAGUAUGUGACCAGCCCGAUCAUCAACAAGAAGGUGAUGGCUACCGCCCUGAAGGAGGCUUCGGAGAAACUGCGUUUCGCCCCGGCUACCGCCAACCUACUGGGUCUGCUUGCUGACAACGGGCGCUUGAAGAAGCUCGACACCGUUAUUAAUGCCUACAGGACCAUCAUGGCCGCUCAUCGCGGUGAGGUAGUCUGCGAGGUCGUGUCUGCCAAGCCCCUGGAUGCCUCCCAGACCAAGCAGCUGGAGGGUGCCCUUAAGUCCUUCCUGAAGGCCAACCAGUCGCUGAAGAUUACCUCUCGUGUGGAUCCCAGCAUCAUUGGUGGCUUGAUCGUUUCCAUUGGCGACAAGUAUGUUGACAUGAGCAUUGCCAGCAAGGUGAAGCUGUACACCGAUGUCAUUCAGUCUGCCGCCUAGACCCGUAAGGAUUAGCUCUUGAUAUUUAGAUGCUUCAAACUAAAAGUUUGGAAUUGGAAUUCAAGCGGUAAUUGCGAAUAAACCACUCCUCACACCCUUAAAACAAACAACAAUUGAAA